AGAGUCCCGCCCGGCCCCCGCCGCCUCGGUCUCGCCUUCAGCCUCGGGCUGGCCCUGCUGGAGCCGGCGCUGGCCGAGCAGAGGCAGGCGGCCGAGGCCUGCAAGGACAUCCAGGGCUUCAAACUCGAAGAGUACUUCAUCGGCCAGCCCAUCGGCAAAGGCUGCUGCGCGGCCGUGUACGAAGCCGCCGUUCCUUUUGCCGCCUGUGGUGAGGAGAGCUGGGAGCCAGGAGCAGCGAAAGGGUCUUCUCGUCCUCCUCCUGAGGAUGACCCUCCGCCUCGCUUCCAGCCUUCACCGAGAGCACCUCGCCAGGCUAAUGGCUGGAGAGCCACCUACCCGUUGGCCAUCAAGAUGAUGUGGAACCUUUCGGCUGGCUCGUCAAGUGAAGGCAUCCUGCACGCCAUGUCCCAGGAGCUGGUUCCAGCCGGCGCCUCUGCCUUCUCGGGAGAAUUUGGAACCGUCACUUGUCCCAGGAAAUCCCUCUUUGGGAAGAAGCGGCUCAAGUCUCACCCAAAUAUCGUCCAGGUGGUCCGAGCAUUCACCUCCGAGAUGCCCCUGCUCCCUGGCGCCAUAGUCGACUAUCCGGAUGUCCUGCCUUCCACCCUGAAUCCCUCUGGAAUGGGGCACAGCCGCACCCUCUUCCUGGUGAUGAAGAACUACCCCUGCACCCUGCGCCAGUAUCUCCACGAGACGACACCAGACCCUCGUACGGCCGCCAUGAUGGUUCUGCAGUUGCUGGAAGGGGUGGACCAUCUCGUUCGGCAUGGAGUGGCCCACCGGGAUUUGAAGACGGACAACAUUCUGGUUGAAUUUGAUGCUGCGAGAUGCCCGGGGCUGGUCAUCACAGAUUUUGGCUGCUGCUUGGCUGACGAGAAGCUGGGCCUGAAGCUGCCCUUCCCCAGUUGGUAUGUGGAUCGCGGUGGCAACAGCUGCCUCAUGGCCCCAGAGGUGGCCACUGCUAUUCCCGGCCCAGGAGUUCUGAUAGACUACACCGGAGCGGACACAUGGGCGGUCGGGGCUGUGGCCUACGAGAUCCUUGGUGCCCGCAACCCUUUCUACGGCAGCGGGGAAGCGGCACUGGACAGCAGGCGCUACCGCGAUCAGGACCUGCCGCCCUUGCCGGAAACGGUGCCCCUGGAAGUGAGGAAGCUGGUCAAGAGGUUGCUCCGGCGAGAUCCCGCCACGCGGCUCUCCGCACGCCGGGCUGCCAACAUCCUUCAUCUCUGCCUUUGGGACGCAAAGGUUCUCCACUCGGAUGCCCUGAAACCGGACCGGAUGGUGGAUUGGCUGCUUCACCAGUCAGCGGCCACCUUGCUGACGGACCGGCUGGGAGAUGGGAGCAGGGUUGAAGCGAAGCUGAAGCGAUGCUUCUUGGCCAACCUGGACUACGACGAGCUCUUCCAGGCGGCCGCCCUGCUCCGUGCCUGGAGGAGCCCCAUCCCCCCAAGGCCUUAGGAGUCCCGCCGGGGCCUCGGCUGCUUCUUUGCAGGGGGCAUUUCCCCCUAAAAGCUCUUAAUUGGCUUGACCUCCCUUUCUUUGCUCUGAAUGACACACUUGGGGGGAGAAGCAGCUGCUCAGGCCGGGAGCCUCCUUGGUCCAGAGGUGGUUGGCGGGGGAGGCUCAGCUGCUUGUAGAGUGGGUCACGCCUUCAGACCUUGCAAAAACAUGUGUUGAUUUUAUUGUGUUGUCCUUGCUUCUAAACCAAGGAGAGAACUCUGGCUGCCCUUCUCUCCAUCUCUUGAGUUAGGUUGAAGAAGUAUUUUGUUUUGUGGAAGUAGGAGGUAAGAAGAGUCAGGUGAAAGCAGGCGGCGGCAGCGUACGACAGGCUGAUCGGCUUUGCCUUCUCCCCUCUCCCCCUUUCUAGAAGUUGAGACUUAGAGGGUCCCUGCUGGGUAAGGACAAAUUGAUGUGAUCAUUGAAAGCCUAUUUUCCCUGC
This is a messenger RNA of Pogona vitticeps (central bearded dragon), 1936 nucleotides long. The record is from RefSeq and is a predicted model, not a curated record. Lineage: Eukaryota; Metazoa; Chordata; Lepidosauria; Squamata; Agamidae.